Vigna unguiculata (cowpea) is the source of this 2436-nucleotide messenger RNA. RefSeq names its product FAD-dependent oxidoreductase family protein. Lineage: Eukaryota; Viridiplantae; Streptophyta; Magnoliopsida; Fabales; Fabaceae. The record is from RefSeq and is a predicted model, not a curated record. Gene Ontology annotation, molecular function: (S)-2-hydroxyglutarate dehydrogenase activity.
UGCUUUCUUUUUGGAUUUCCUCUACACCUCCAACAAUUUUUAAAAUCUCAGAAAUAUUCUUUCAUCAUUUGAACGAAAUUACGUAUAUCACACUUUCAAAAUUGUUUCUGAGCUGCAGGAAGAAAGUACCUUUGUUAAUGGUGAAUUAGCCCAUGAUUUCGUCUUGUUCUUAUCUUUCUCUCUUUGCAACCAGACAAACAAAGAAACAAGGUGAGAAUUGAAACAGCCUAAGCUGGAAAAAUGCUGAAACAAACAGUUCAAAGGUUUGAAGGAUGCAUAUCAGCAUCAAGAAGAAAUGGUGAUGUCCAUAUGAAAUGGAAGAAACACUUAUUUGGCAAUUGGGUGAGAAGCAUGAGCAGCAAGCCCCAAAGUAAUGACAACAGGUCAACCUCGUACAGUGUUCCAAAGGAGAGAGUGGAGUGCGUAGUGAUAGGGGCUGGAGUUGUUGGCAUAGCAGUGGCAAGAGCCCUAGCACUUAAGGGCAGGGAAGUGUUGGUCGUAGAAUCAGCCCCCACCUUUGGAACCGGGACCAGUUCCCGAAGCAGUGAAGUUAUUCAUGCUGGAAUCUAUUACCCUGCAAAUUCUUUCAAGGCAAUUUUUUGUAAAAGGGGAAGAGAAAUGUUGUAUGAGUAUUGCUCCAAGCAUGAUAUUCCACAUAAACAAAUUGGUAAGCUUAUAGUGGCUACUCGAUCUUCUGAGAUUCCAAAGUUAUGUGAUAUUUUAAAUCGUGGGAUUCAAAAUGGGGUUGAUGGUUUGAAGAUGGUGGAUGGUGUUGAUGCCAUGAAAAUGGAGCCUGAAUUGCAAUGCAUGAAAGCAAUACUAUCACCUGUCACUGGGAUUGUUGAUUCUCAUUCAUUAAUGCUUUCUUUAGUGGGGGAAGCUGAAAAUCAUGGAGCAACCUUCACGUACAAUUCAACAGUCAUUGGUGGCCAUGUAGAAGGAAAUGAUAUUUGUGUUCAUGUGACAGAAACUGAGCGUCUUAAAGAAUGGAAAGGGACAUCUAUUUUGCAUCCAGAACUACUACUAAGUUCUAAACUCAUUGUGAACUCUACUGGCCUAAGUGCCCCUGCCCUUGCAAAAAGAUUUAGUGGCCUAAAAAGUGGAGUGGUUCCUCCUUCUUACUAUGCCCGGGGUUGCUACUUUACAUUAUCUAAUACUAAAGCCUCUCCUUUUAGACAUUUGAUAUAUCCUAUACCAGAGGAUGGUGGCAUUGGAGUGCAUGUUACUAUAGACUUGAAUGGUCAGGUCAAGUUUGGCCCAAAUGUUGAGUGGAUUGACAGUGUUGAUGAUAUCUCAAGCUUUCAGAAUAAGUUUGAUUAUUCGGUGAAUCCAAAUCAUGCUGAACGAUUUUAUCCAGAGAUAAGAAAGUACUACCCAAAUCUGAAGGACGGUUCCCUGGAACCUGGAUAUUCAGGGAUCAGACCUAAACUUUCAGGACCCUCACAGCUACCUGCUGAUUUUGUUAUACAGGGAGAGGACAUUCAUGGAGUACCUGGUCUUAUCAAUCUUUUCGGAAUAGAGUCACCUGGUCUAACAUCAAGCAUGGCCAUUGCAGAAUUUAUCUGCACAAAAUUUGUGGGGUGAUUCAGGCAUAAAGCUUGAAACAUGAACAUACUUGACACCAUUGAAAACCAAAUUGUUGUUAUACUUUAGCUUACUUUGAAAAAAUAAUGGCUAGUAAUUCUCAAUUUUAUGAGAAUUUAAUAAAAUAUUAUUCCAGCUAAUAAACUUUAUCAAAAGGGCAUUUAGUCUUGCAGUUUUAAGCUAUAACUGAGUACACCUUGAUUAUACAAUUGCAUAAUUACCGAAAAUGGAUCCCAAAUUAAAGUACAUUGAUAGAGCAACUUAAAUUGUAAGCCAAACUUGUCAAAAUAUACGUAAGAGGAAACAUUGGUAGAAUAGAACAAGCUGAGGAAAACUGAUUGCAUCACAACCAACUACCAGGAGAAAAAUGGCCACCCAACUUUAUCCAACUCAAAGAGUUAAGAGUCAACAGUAUAAUCCACAUGAAAACUAUGUGAUGUGAUAGCAUGAAAAAGAAUUGAGAAUUCAUUGCAAUGAAGAUAUCAAAAGAUGGCUGAACUAGUUCUGCGAAGCUGUUGCUUAGGCUCAGGUGGUGGCACAGAUGGCAAUGCCUUCUCAAUCUCCUGCAACAAGGAAUCAUUAGUCAUCCCUGUUUGAAUAAACUUCUCACUCAGCCAUUCCAAAUGUUCAAGUUAUCAGGGAAAGGCAAGUUGAGUUGUGUCCUGCUUCAAGCUCUAAGAUCCUGAAGAAGGUUCUAAGAUUAUAACAAGUUAUAGAUAUUUAUCCUGAACUACUUUCAGUUUUCAAUAAGAUAAACCUCUUGUAGAUGUAACUUGUAAGUAUAACCAUAAUAUGUGCAUUGUGUUUAAAACUGUAGAACACUUCAGACUGAGGGAAAAAAUGUUGAAGUUA